AUGCAAUGGGCUAUUGAGCGUCAUCAACUCCUCAAGACCGUGCUACAAACUGUUUUACAACUGUUGCGCAAUCCUGAGGCUGAAGCAUUGCCAAUCCCUCAAGACGUUCAAAACCUGGUCAAGCACGCUCAACUGGCCACACUUCCCUCUGUUUUGGACAGGCUCAAAGUGGCCAAACUUGUGAUUCACGCGGCCUACAUCAAGAUCCUCAACAUUCAACUGGCAUGGCAUCCCCACAUCACGGAUAUCCUCAGCAGAACAGCAAGUCAACCUCAAGAUGGCAACAUCCUGCAACCAUGGAAUUCUCAGAUGAGUUUCAUUUAUCGGUUUCACAGGAUGGGGCUGUUGUCUGGUGUACCGGGGGACAUCUGCGAAGGAAUCAUAUCAGAUACAACACUUGAGCUCUCUCCAGACAUUGCUGCUGCUGGACCUUUGCCUCUUGAUCGUCUGCCCGCUGAUGAUGAGGAUGAAGACAACAAUGAUGAAGAAGACCAGCAGGAAAAUGAUUUAGAAGAUGCCCUUGCCACAAAUCUGCUUCUAAGUUUAGGUACAAGCAGUGCCUUGUAA
Puccinia triticina is the source of this 567-nucleotide messenger RNA. RefSeq lists its product as uncharacterized. Bases 1 to 567 code for a protein of 188 amino acids. The transcript has a single exon. Lineage: Eukaryota; Fungi; Basidiomycota; Pucciniomycetes; Pucciniales; Pucciniaceae. The record is from RefSeq and is a predicted model, not a curated record.